Dioscorea cayenensis subsp. rotundata (Guinea yam) is the source of this 942-nucleotide messenger RNA. RefSeq lists its product as uncharacterized. Gene Ontology annotation, molecular function: zinc ion binding; nucleic acid binding. The transcript is spliced from 2 exons. The record is from RefSeq and is a predicted model, not a curated record. Lineage: Eukaryota; Viridiplantae; Streptophyta; Magnoliopsida; Dioscoreales; Dioscoreaceae. Bases 1 to 942 code for a protein of 313 amino acids.
AUGGCAAGCGGGGGAUACCCCCCUCCGCUCCUUCCUAAUCCUUCUCCUGGUUCCAGUACCUGGGCACAGAUCGCUUCUUCCACCUUCCAUAAUUCUCCAAAUUCACCUCUACACAACCCUCAAAUUCUGUCCAAAAUCAAGGAGUCUUCUACUGAGUUUGUCAGAAUCGAUGGAGAUACCAUCUCUCGUGCUCGCCUUAGGUUUCAGCAUUCCUUAUAUGGGAAAUUUUUUGGCAAACCUCCUCCAUUUGACCAAGUGAAGAUAAGUCUGAUGGCCAAAUGGGCAAAAAUUGGAGAAAUCUUCAUCUCUGAUCUUCCCAACGGGUUUCUUCUCAUUCGGUGCUCCUCUGAUGAGACUGUGAAGAGUUUGCUUCUUGAUGGACCGUGGACAAUCAAUGGAAUGAUUCUUCAAUUGUCCCCCUGGGAACCUUUCUUCGAGCCUUGUUUUGCAAAGCUUAGUACUGCUACAAUAUGGGUCCAAUUGCACAAUCUUCCCGUUGAGUUUUGGUUGACGUGCUUACUACCUCUCACCCGGUCGAAAUUUGCUCGAGUAUGCAUCGAGAUCGAUCUUUCUAAACCGCUCAGCCGAGGCUUCUGGAUUGGGGAUAAUCAACAGAAGGUUUUUGUGGUGGUUAUGUAUGAGAGGCUUCCUACCUUUUGUUAUAAUUGUGGUAUGAUCGGUCACGGGACGAACUCCUGUUCUCAGGCUGCGACUGCCGGGAACGGUCGGGCACCUCCACCACUCUGUGAGAAUCAGAGGCAGGCGGUAUGCUCGACCUCUUCCCCGCACGUUGUUGGUGGCCUGGAGAAGGAGACUGGUCCCCCCUGUCUCGAUCUCCCACUGAUCAAUAAUUCUUUGAAGGACCCUAACUGUUCUGAAGAUUCAAAUUUCGGACCGUGGAUGAUCGUCUCCCGCCGGCGUGGCCGUGCUCGGGGACGCUGA